AUGGGUAUCAAGCAGCUUUUUCAGAUCAUCAAGGAGGAAGCUCCCGAUGCUAUCAAGGAAGGUGAAAUCAAGAACCAUUUUGGUCGCAAAGUUGCCAUUGAUGCGUCGAUGAGCAUCUACAGCUUCCUCAUCGCCGUGCGCUCCGACGGCCAGCAGCUCAUGAACGACACAGGCGAGACGACGUCGCAUCUCAUGGGCAUGUUUUACCGCACGCUGCGUAUGGUGGACAACGGAAUCAAGCCUCUGUACGUGUUUGACGGGGCGCCGCCCAAGCUCAAGUCGGGGGAAUUAGCCAAGCGCUUCCAGCGCAAGCAGACGGCGCAGGAGGGCCUGGAGGAGGCCAAGGAGACGGGUACGGCCGAGGACGUAGAGAAGUUCUCGCGCCGGACCGUCCGCGUCACACGCGAGCACAAUGCCGAGUGCCAGCGUCUGCUAAAGCUCAUGGGCAUCCCCUACAUCAUCGCGCCGACCGAGGCCGAGGCGCAGUGCGCAGUGUUGGCCAAGGCGGGCAAGGUGUAUGCAGCGGCGAGCGAGGACAUGGACACGCUGUGCUUUGACUCGCCGAUUCUGCUGCGGCACCUGACGUUUAGCGAGCAGCGCAAGGAGCCGAUCCAGGAGAUUCACCUGGACAAGGUGCUCGAGGGGCUCAACAUGAAGAGAAAACAGUUCGUCGAUCUCUGCAUCCUGCUCGGCUGUGAUUACCUCGACCCCAUCCCGAAAGUCGGCCCUACGACUGCCCUCAAGCUCAUACGCGAACACGGUAGCCUUGAAAAGGUGGUCGAGGCCAUGGAGAGCGACUCCAAGAAAAAGUACACCAUCCCCGAGGACUGGCCGUACAAGGACGCGCGCGACCUCUUCUUCGAGCCCGACGUACGGCCCGCUGACGACCCGCUGUGCGACGUCAAAUGGGACAAGCCCGACAUGGAUGGACUGGUGCAGUUCCUGGUGGCGGAGAAGGGCUUCUCCGAGGACCGCGUGCGCAGCGGCGGCGCGCGUCUGGAGAAGAACCUCAAGAGCUCGCAGCAGGCGCGCCUCGAGGGCUUCUUCAAGGUGAUGCCCAAGACGGAGGCGGAGAAGGCGGCGCACAAGCGCAAGCUGGACGAGAAGAAUGAGGAGAAGAAGAAGAAGCAGAAGCAGGAGAAGAAGGACAAGGCGGCGAUUAAAGGCAAGCCGCGGGGAGCGUGA
Messenger RNA from Beauveria bassiana ARSEF 2860, 1185 nucleotides. Its product is annotated as DNA-repair protein rad2. The coding region runs from base 1 to 1185 and encodes 394 amino acids. The record is from RefSeq and is a predicted model, not a curated record. Gene Ontology annotation, molecular function: DNA binding; 5'-3' exonuclease activity; 5'-flap endonuclease activity. Gene Ontology annotation, cellular component: nucleus; cytoplasm. The transcript has 3 exons. NCBI's taxonomy places the organism in Eukaryota, Fungi, Ascomycota, Sordariomycetes, Hypocreales, Cordycipitaceae.